This is a messenger RNA of Cyprinodon tularosa, 6276 nucleotides long. It is a transcript of the gene zmym4.1, whose product is annotated as zinc finger MYM-type containing 4, tandem duplicate 1. The coding region runs from base 35 to 5236 and encodes 1733 amino acids. The record is from RefSeq and is a predicted model, not a curated record. NCBI's taxonomy places the organism in Eukaryota, Metazoa, Chordata, Actinopteri, Cyprinodontiformes, Cyprinodontidae. Gene Ontology annotation, molecular function: zinc ion binding. The transcript is spliced from 27 exons.
GUGACGUGAGCAGUGGAUUAUUAUUGUUGAGAUCAUGGAGUUGGAUGAUUGUUGUCGUUUGUGCAAAAAAGUCAUGCGGAGAGACGGUAUGCUACACCACUGUACACAACUUUUCCAGAGUUUAAGUAAACCGCUGUCAGUGGCAGAAAGAUUACAGAAAGUUGGAGUGAAGGUUUCGAUCACACCGGGGAAAUCCAAACGAGUCUGUCGAACUUGUACAUCGGUGCUGAAUAGACUGGAAAAAGAUCUGCCGAAUUAUUGGAGGUGGAUUGAAAACGAAGAGGAAGCAGAACGAACAGCUGCUGAAAGGAGAGUUAUGGAGCCUACUGCCCCCAGAACACCGACAGACUCCAACAAGCUCCGCCACAACACAGAGGAGCCGAGGAGGUCUGCCGCUCCUCCGCGGGAUAUAGCCGAGGAAUCGGUUGGGGAGUUAAAAGAAGCUGUUUCUGAACCCGGAACAUCCAAGGAGGCUGGAGACCCACAGUCUGCAGGAGAGUCCUGUCCCGUAAAGUCUGAGCUGGAAGACGAGCGUGAUGGUUCUGGAAACGAGACGGCGAUGAAAACAGAGCAUGAGCUUAAAACUGAGGAAGCUCCCUCAGAGGCAGCUUCCCCUGAGGAGGCGCUGAAAACGGUUCAAAUUGAGGAGUCAGAGGUUAAAAAGGAGGAGGACAAACCUGAGAACGAAGACGACGCGAAGGUGGAGAGCUCAGUGGAGACACCUGAGGGAGCAGGUGUCAGCGAGGACACACUAAUGGACACAACUUCUGAUCCUAAAGAGGACAUUAAAGAGACAAACAAUGAAAUGAAGGAAGUGGACGACAGCAGGACAGGUGCAGACGAGAGCAGGAUGGAGGACGAAGACAGCAGGGCGGAGGAGGAACAGGACAGCAGGACGGGUGGAGACAAGAGCAGGAUGGAGGACGAGAGCAGGAAGGGGGACGAAGAGAUUAGAGACAAGAGCAGGGUGGAGGAUGAAGAUAGCAGGGUGGGGGAAGACGAGAACAGGAUGGAGGACGAAGACAGCAAGGCAGGGGAGGACAAUAGCAGGGAGGAAGAUGAAGACAGCAGCGAGAAGAGCAGGACGCAGGACGAGGAAAGAAGCCCAGAGGAGGACAAGAGCAGAGAGACGGAAGACGACAACAGCAGGACAGGAGAGGAGAGCAGGACGGGAGAGGAUGACAACAGCAGGACCAGGGUAAAGAAAUCCUCGUUUGCCGUUAAGCUGGUUGCGUCUGCAGCGGACGACCUGGAUGAGAUGAUGGACAUCGGGACGGUGGAUCAGAUGGAGCAGGAGGCUCAGAUGAAGGAGGAGGGAGACCGUUCACCUGGAAACACAAACACAGCUUCAACCCUGGAAGAGGAGAACUCUGCUGAGGAGGAGGAAGCUGAUGUCAAACCAACAGCUUCGGAUUUGAUGCAGUCGAGUUCAUCUCCGUCUUCUGAAGCGGCGGGGAGCACAGGCAGGGACAGCUCCUCGCCUGCAUCUGUGGUAAACGGGAUGAAAGUGGUGAAGUUAUCCAUCCCCAGAUUAGAGUCGGUGAGGAUGACUGAAGAGAUGAAGUCGUCUCCUUCGCCUCCUUUGGCCAAAGUGAAGGACGAGCCGGUGGACGAGGAGUACGAACAGGCGCUGAUUUCCUCCACGUCUACAGCGAGCGUCAAAGAUGAACCCGCCAAGGAUGACCUGAGGAUCGGUUCGGUGUACUCUGUGACUCCAUCUGGAGACACGCGUCCCUGCAUCAGCCCUUCAUCCGUCCACAUGUCCUGCUGCAACUGCAGGAAGAACCUGCUUAAAGGACAGACGGCUUUCCAGAGGAAGGGCUCCCCGGCGCUGUUCUGCUCCACCGCCUGCCUCACUUCGUCGCUUCCAUCCAAAGGAGGAUCAAAGCUCUGUAACAACUGCCAAAAGUCGAUCACUCGGCCUCAGGAUGUGGUUCUAGCUUCAGACACAAACGGAACCAUGAAGGAGUUCUGUGGCCAGAGCUGCAUGAACUCCUUCAACUACAAGAAACAGGGGCUCAGCCUCCGCCCCGCAGAUGCACCGCCAAAAACCCCGCAGACCCAGUCGCUCUGCAGCAUGUGCUCCAGAUUCAGCACCAGCAAACACGAGGUGAUACUGAGGGGCACCAUUCACAAGAUGUGCAGCGACUCCUGCUUCAACCGUUUCCGCACCCUCAACAACCUGACCAUGGCCGGCUGCGCCAACUGUGGCUCAUACUGCCAGAGCAAACCCGUCAUGCUGAAGCUAGACGAUAGCAGCAAAACACUGUGCAACAUGGACUGUUUGGCCAAAUAUAAGGAGAAAACCAAGGUGAUUUUGCAGUGCACCAUGUGCCGCACUCCGCAGAUGCUCCACCAGAUGACCAGCAACAAAAACAGCGACGAGUCCGUGAACAUGUUCUGCAGCAACAGCUGUUUGAUGGCCUUUAAGGUCCAGAGCGUCAGUUCUUCAGGAGCUCGGUUGAACUGUGAUAACUGUGGUAAGAACACAGUACCUUCGUAUCACCUGGCCAUGUCAGAUACCUCCAUCAGGAACUUCUGCAGCAUGCCGUGCGUCAUGACUUUCCAGGACAAGUUCAAGAAGAAUCAGACGCAGGUGAAUGCUUUCACCAAGCUACCGGUCGGAUCCUCCCAGUCCAAGAUCGCCACUCCAACACAGCUGGUCGAUGCCAUGAAGCUCAACUGCUUCCAGUGCAGCCAAGUCAUCACGUCUAAGCCUGAGAUCAUCCAGAUACAGGACAAGAUAGUUUUCUUGUGUAGUUCUGACUGUUCGAUGGAGUACAAGAAAGUCAACGCUGUGAUGAGUCUGUGUGAAUACUGCAAGAUCGAAAAGAUCACCAGAGAGGCCAAGAGAAUCAACAACAAAGACUGCUACUUCUGCAGCGACGGCUGUAAGCUCCUCUUCAGACACGAGCUGAGUAAAAACUGGGGGAAACACUGCAACUCCUGCGUUUACUGCCACUGUGCCUCCAAGAAGCUGGUGACGGCGCAGUACGGAGGCUCCAUCGAGGAGUUCUGCUCCGAGGAGUGCAGGUCCAAAUACACCAUGCUGUUCUGUCAUGUAGCAAAGUGCGACAGCUGCGGGCGUAAAGGGAAGCUGAAGCAGAGUCUUCCUUUGCUGGGAGAGGUCAAACAUUUCUGUGGCAUCAGCUGUCUGCUGAGGUUCUGUUGCGAUAAGGCGGCCACUCAGGGGGAGGUCCCGAAAGCUACAGGUGAGGCCACCCCCGUCAUCGCCAGCGUCAUGUCCCUCGCUGACCAAUCAGCUGGAAAAUCCAAUUCGGCAGAUAAAACAGCCCAGCCAAGCUCCAGGUUAAAGUCAAGGACUUCUGGAAACAUCAGCGUCCAGACGGACUCGCCCAAAGCUCAGCCCGCUGCUCCUCCUCCUCCUGCCGCUUCGGCUCCAAAGUUACUGAAGAACAAAGCUCUGCUGUGUAAACCUCUGGUGCAGAACAAGGGAGUUUCCUGCAAAACACAGACGGUCAGCGUGGAGGCGCAGACGGAUGACAUGCUUCCUAGAGUCAUUGUGCUUCCGGUUCCAGUUCCAGUUUACGUUCCUGUUCCCAUGAGCAUGUACAGCCAGUUCGCUCCCAAACCUCUGACCGUGCCUUUACCCCUGCCUGUGCCGAUGUUCCUGCCCGUGACGAUGAACAGCGCCGAGCGCAUCGUGGAAACCAUCCAGGAAAUCAAGCAAAAGAUCCCGUCGGAUCCGUACGAGGCGGAGCUCAUCCUGAUGGCUGAGAUGGUGGCAGAAGGAGACGAGGAAAAGAACGACAAGCCGGAGACGAGGAAAGAAAAAGCGUCGGGGAAGGAGGCAGAAAGUAAAGAGGCUCCUGCUCCGGAUGAUCACAUCAGUAACUACAGCGACGAUCUGGAUACGGACGACUUGGCCAGUUUCCUGAACAACUGGGAGGAAACCUCCUCUGACGGCGCCCUGAAGCUCCCCGGCCGGCAGCUCGCCUCUGAGAAGCUGAACCCAGUUAUGGACGUCCCCGCUGUUUCGCCUUCUGAACCAGAAUCGGAGCCGUUGCCGCCGCCGGGCCCGCCUCCUAUGGACAUCGAAGCUGAUUUCUCCAUCGAAACCCUGGAGCGGAUGGCCCGGCUGAGAGAGCACUGCAACAAAUCCCCGAGUCCCGCGCCUGUGCCGAAACGGAGGCAAGCUCAGAGGAAAGCCAGGGACAAGAGGGGUCGUAAAUCGCAGCGGUCGUCUAAAGCUACUGAAGAGAGUCAUCCUAGAACCUCGUCCAAGAAACCCAUUUCUGCUGAAAUCCUGAAGCUAAAGAGCGAGUACGGGAUCGACGCGUGGAAGCGUUGGAUCCAGUGGCGGCAGACUCAGCCCAACCUGGAGCAGCGUCGCUUCGGCUCGCGCCCUCUGGAGCUGAAGGAGGAUAUUCUCCGCUGCACCACAGCCGAACUCAGCUACGGUCUGUGUUGCUUCAUCACUGAGGUGAAACGACCCAACGGGGAGCCGUACUCCCCCGACAGCCUGUUCUACCUCUGCCUCGGGAUCCAGCAGUAUCUGUUUGAAAACGGCCGUGUGGAAAACAUCUUCAUGGAUCGAUUCUACUGCAAGUUCUCCUCAGAUUUCACCAACAUGCUGAAGAGUUUCAAACCCACCGUCACCCGCCGAGGAUACAUCCAUUCCCGGGUGGAGGAGGAGUUCCUGUGGGGGUGCAAACAGCUGGGGGCGUACUCCCCCAUCGUCCUCCUCAACACUCUGCUCUUCUUCUGCUGCAAGUACUUCGGCUUCACCACGGUGGAGCAGCACCGCCAGCUGUCCUUUGCACACGUCAUGCGCUGCACCAAAACCAACCCGGACAACAGCAAGACCACCUUCCUGCGCUUCUACCCGCCCAUUCCCAUAAACGAAGCCGAGUCAGAUCCAGACGCCGUUCCAGCGAAGAGACGCAAAGAAGAGGAGAGUAAGGAGGAAAUCCUGGAGAUGAUGGAGAACACUGAGAACCCGCUCCGCUGCCCAGUUAGGCUUUAUGAGUUUUACCUCUCCAAAUGCUCCGAGUCGGUCAAGCAGCGCACCAACAUGUUCUACCUUCAUCCUGAGCGUUGCUGCGUCCCUAACAGCCCCCUGUGGUUCUCCUCCACUCCUCUGGACGACGUCACCAUGGAAUCCAUGCUGACCCGCAUCCUCACCGUCAGAGAGCUGCAUCUCAGGACCAAGAAAGACCAGCAGGCGGUUUCUGACCCCACCUUUCAACCCGAAGACGAAGAAGACUCUGACUGAUGGGGAGAACCCAAGUGACCUUUUAGUGCUGGUUCAACCGCUGGUCUAAAUGUAAAUAAACUUCAACGUUCACUACAACUUGUUCUCAGUAAUCCAGAAAAGCAUUGUGCUGAGCUGCAGAAAAAUCCCAUUUCCUAAACUCUGAGCAAGAGUUGCACAUCUCCAAAUGCACACCGUCUCUGCGGCCCUGAAAGAUGCAGAGCUGAAUAGUUUAAACCCUUCUUAUUGAUACGGUUUGUUUCCUUCCACGUGUUACGAUUCCUAACAUUUCAGCGAACGCAAGUCUUCUGUGUUUUAUUUUUUUUGAAAGGUAAAUGAUGGAUUUCCACACUAAAGAUCUGGAUUUAUGCAAAAGAAUUAAGUUCCCAGAACAAUGACUGAUCUUUUUCCACUUUAUCCCCCCUAAAUCAGAAAUCCUGUGAUUUUAAAGAUGAAUGAAAAUGAUCAAAUAUCUUUAAAGAUAGUGAUGCUGGUUGGUUUCCUGCUUGGUUUAGAUAAACGUCUGCUCCAAAAUACCCGAUUCAAAUGAUCGGAUUAACUCUGUUAUUAUUUUACCUGAUCACUUGUAUAAAAAAAAAUAAAUCUAAAACAUGCAGGAUACUGAUCUGCCUUCUCUGUUUGGGGAAAAUACAAUUCUGAGACCAUUUUUAAGCAGUUUACACUAAUAUAUGAAUCAGAUUUGAGGAAGGAUUAUAUAAAGUAUUUCAUUAUCCCAAACUGCAUUGAGACUGUGAUGAUUGAGGGGGGCGGAGUCAAACAAUGUUUGUUCUCCAAACGAUUUUAAUGUAGCUGCAGGAGUGAAGUUUGGGAAAGGAAGCUCAAAUAUUAACCCAAAACAUGAUAUUUUGCCGUUUUUUGGUAUGAGGUUUUGAUAUUUUGGGAUAUUGUCUAAUCCUCAACGAGUCCUGGGGUCCUGAUGCUGGUGAACCGCAGCAAUCUAUGUGUAUCUUGGUUAUUCUAACCACCUGUCUUUAGAUUAUAGCUGUAUGUUUUCUAUUGUUUGUUCUCAUUUUUAAUAAAAUAUCUUAAAAGAAAAAGUA